AUGCAGGAGACGUUGAACUGGUUCUGGGACUUGAACGUGUCCUGGGCAGAAGUGCACCGCUCGGGCUGGCCUCUCUUUAGCAUCCUGGCAGCUGUCUCGGAGAGGCUUCGUGACGACGGCCAGAAGAUUUGUACAACGGAGGCGCAGCUGUCCCCAUUCAUUGAGUCUUUCGACAAUGCCGUUGUGGUCUCUGCAGACCAGUGUGCUACACUGCUGCUGGAGGCAGCACAGUGUCCCGAAGUGGUGGCCUCAUCCUUGCUGGCGCUGGCAGAUGGCUUGAGGACCACCGUAUGGCAACAGCACCGCAACAGGUACUACCAGUUUACUUCCGCCGCACCUGAAAGUCAGCCACCGGAGCGGGACGCCGAACACCUUCUCGCGCAGGCCGAGGCGUUGGUGCGGUCGCAGCAACCGCAGUCGCGCUGGUCUCUGCUGACCACACGCUGGCCCGUGUGGCGUUUGGCAGAUCGCCUCGGUGCCGCGGAGGCUGUCAACGUCAGCUCUGGUGCCAACUGGUUCUGGAUGUAUGUCUUUCCUCACAGGGUCCGGUCUGAUGGCAUCAUCUCCAAUCGCAUCCGUGCCACGUCGAAGGCUUAUUGCUUGCAGCUCUUCCAAGAUGAGGUCAGACGGCUGUCUGCGCAGUCGUCGAGGAAGCUGCGGAUGGUCGAAGCCGGCCCCCACAUAGGUGACUGCAUGCUCUGGGCGGCUGCAGAGUUUCAUGGGCGAGUUCGGGCAACAGCCGUCGAGCCUGUGGCACAGGUCGUGUCUCUUUUCCGUCGCAGCAUUGCGGCAAAUCGCUUUGAGGCCAUGAUCGACCUGCACCAUGCCUGGCUCGGUUCAGAGAACACUGAAGGCUCAGCGACAGGCACGUCCGCCUCCAUCCCGUGGCGCCGUUUGGACUCCUUGGUGGGAGAGGAUGUUGACAUCCUGAAGAUCCACACAAAUGGCGGAGAACGCCAAAUCCUGGACGGUGCCGAGAGCCUUUUUUCACAACACCAGGUCCAGGUGGUGAUCUUACACUCGGCUGAAGCCCACCAGCUCUGGCCUUCGACCACAUUCCUGUUACAGCGGAAUUACGAUGUUAGCGUGGACGGGCGGAGGAUGUCCGGAGUUGUUCGAGAUGAAGACUGGCUCCGGACGCGCGUGAGUGAAGUAGGAGGGCUACAACUUCAUGCCAAGAGGCGUCCGAGAAAUCAAGAAAUUGACUGCAUUCAUGAAUGGGAGUUCUCAACACAUCCUCAAUAA
Symbiodinium natans is the source of this 1245-nucleotide messenger RNA. NCBI's taxonomy places the organism in Eukaryota, Dinophyceae, Suessiales, Symbiodiniaceae. The record is from the annotation of a GenBank genome assembly.